This is a messenger RNA of Papilio polytes (common Mormon), 579 nucleotides long. Its product is annotated as eukaryotic translation initiation factor 3 subunit D-like. Gene Ontology annotation, biological process: translational initiation. The annotation marks the transcript as partial. The record is from RefSeq and is a predicted model, not a curated record. NCBI's taxonomy places the organism in Eukaryota, Metazoa, Arthropoda, Insecta, Lepidoptera, Papilionidae. The transcript has 4 exons. Gene Ontology annotation, cellular component: cytoplasm; eukaryotic translation initiation factor 3 complex. Gene Ontology annotation, molecular function: translation initiation factor activity.
AACCUCGCUUUGGAAGCCACAUUCAUUAACCACAACUUCAGCCAACAGGUGUUGAAAUCUGGAGCUACCGAGGCAAAGUACAAGUUCCCGGAGGCCAAUCCGUUUGUAUCAGAGGAGGAGGAGGGCGAAGUCGCCUCCGUCGGCUACCGCUACCGCAAGUGGAACUUGAAUAAUGGUGUUGUGCUGAUAGCGCGGUGCGAGCACGACGCGGUGCUGCAGGGCCCGCAGAACGAGACGCAGUUCCUGUCCAUCAAGGCGCUGAACGAGUGGGACUCGAAGCUGGCCAACGGCGUGGAGUGGCGCCAGAAGCUGGACACGCAGCGCGGCGCCGUGCUCGCCAACGAGCUCCGGAACAACUCCUGCAAGCUCGCCAAGUGGACCGUGCAGGCGCUGCUGGCGGGCUCGGACCAGAUAAAGUUCGGGUACGUGUCGCGGGCGCAGGUGCGCGACAACUCGCGGCACGUCAUCCUCGGCACGCAGCAGUUCAAGCCGCACGAGUUCGCGGCCCAGAUCAACCUCUCCAUGGACAACGCCUGGGGCAUACUGCGCUGCAUCAUCGACAUCUGUAUGAAGCAGAAG